CCUGUGGCUCACACAAAAAUACAUCCUGAUAAGAAACUAGGUGAAAGUGUUCAGCAACUUCUUCUAGCAAAAAUUGCAGUCUACUUGAUGACUUUCUUAAUAGUCACAGUGGCAUGGGCAGCUCAUGUCAGGUUGUUUCAGGUGAUAGAGCUUAUAGAUGAUGUCCUCGCUCUUCUAAAUCUGGCUUGUAUGAUGAUCAUAACUUUCUUGCCAUACACAUUUUCCUUAAUGGCCUCCUUUCCAGAAGUACCUUUUGGCAUUUUCCUGUUCAGUGUCUGUGCUGUUGUCAUUGGCCUUAUACAGGCUGUGAUAGUAGCGUAUGGAUUCUAUCACCCACAUUUACUGAAUCAACAGAUACAGGUGUCUGAAAAUCAGAAUUUCUAUAAACGUCAUAUCUUAAAGAUCAUCCUAAGAGGACCAGCUUUAUGCUUUUUAGCAGCCAUCUUUUCUUUUUUCUUUAUUCCUUUGUCUUACAUACUUCUUGGCCUCGUAAUUGUUUUUCCACAUCUCACUCGAUUCUUUACAUGGUGUAAAACCAAGAUUGUUGGUCACAGAGAUGAAGAGGAGGAACACCAUAGCUUAGAAACCUUCACUUUUUACCUCAGUGAGCCUCUAAGUAAGGAACGGGUAGAAGCAUUCAGUGAUGGAGUCUACGCUAUUGUAGCAACCUUGCUCAUUUUGGAUAUAUGUGAAGACAACGUCCCUGAUCCCACGGAAGUUAAGGAGAAGUUCCAUGGCAGCCUUCUUGAAGCUUUAAGUGAAUAUGGGCCAAACUACCUUGCCUACUUUGGCUCAUUUGUAACGAUUGGUCUCCUGUGGUUUGUCCACCACUCACUUUUCCUUUAUGUAACAAAAGCUACACGAUUAAUGGGACUGCUGAACAUACUUUCACUGGCUUUCAUUGGUGGGCUUCCACUAGCUUACCAGCUGACCAGCGAAUUUGCAAAGAGGUCUCACAAUGAAAUAGAAGCCAUUCAGGUCAGCUGUGUUAUCACUUUCUUUGCCAGCAUAUUUCAGUUUGCAAUAUGGACUACAGCCCUCCUCCAUGAAAGGGAAACUUUGCAUCCUUUUGCUAGAUACGGUGGCAAGGAGCAUGCCUUCAUGUUUGCCAAGCUGGCUCUCUACCCUUGUGUAAGCCUUGGGGCCUUCUUUCUAACAUGCUUGUUAAGUGAAUUUAGCACAGCAAUUUUCCAUCUUAUGCAGAUUGUAAUCCCAUUUGCUUUUCUUGCCUUGCGCAUUUUCGUUAGAAUUGCUUUAACGGUCAUAAAGUCCAUGAUGUCUCUCUCCAGGCGGAAGGUUGUACUGUUAGAAGAAGAGGAGGCAUGUUUGUCUCCUACUGAAACACUGUCCUAAACUUCUGUGCAGUGCAUGUAAAGUUACAACAUUAACUUCAGUUCUGCUAAUUCACAUUACCUUCAUGUGUCGAAUGUAUUGGUCUAAACUGGCCGUAACUGGGGCAUAUUUAAUUUU
Molecule: messenger RNA, 1470 nt
Organism: Eurypyga helias (sunbittern)
Lineage: Eukaryota; Metazoa; Chordata; Aves; Eurypygiformes; Eurypygidae
Gene: TMEM175
Product: transmembrane protein 175
Exons: 9
Coding region: 88-1353 (421 amino acids)
Cellular component (GO): endosome; lysosome
Molecular function (GO): potassium ion leak channel activity; proton channel activity
Source: RefSeq, a predicted model, not a curated record